GAUUAGUUUAGUAAAAUGGGAAUGGGUUUUGCUGUAUCCGAUGAAUUGUUGGGAACUGUGGUUCCUAUUGUUGUUUAUUGGAUUUAUUCAGGAAUUUAUAUGUGUUUAGGGUCAUUUGAGAAUUAUAGAUUGCAUUCUAAAAGAGACGAGGAAGAGAAGAAUUUGGUUUCCAAACGAACAGUCGUUAAAGGCGUUCUCUUACAGCAGUUCCUUCAGGCUGCUGUCGCGAUCCUUUUGUUCACGGUCACAGGGAGUCAUGCUGGGGCUUCCCCUCAGCAGCCAUCUUCCUUUAUUAUUCUAGGUAGACAGUUUGUUACAGCAAUGCUGGUUAUGGAUACCUGGCAAUACUUUUUGCACCGAUACUUCCACGAGAAUAAGUUCCUCUAUCAGCACCUGCACUCUCGGCAUCACCGUCUUAUCGUUCCCUAUGCAUUUGGAGCUUUGUACAACCAUCCAUUAGAGGGGCUUCUCCUUGACACAGUAGGCGGGGCCUUAUCAUUUAUGCUCUCUGGCAUGUCUCCUCGGACCUCCAUCUUUUUCUUCUCUUUCGCCACCAUCAAAACAGUGGACGACCAUUGCGGGCUAAUGCUUCCCGGAAACCCCUUCCAUAUAUUCUUUAGAAACAAUUCUGCAUAUCAUGAUGUCCACCAUCAGCUUUACGGUAGCAAAUACAAUUUCUCACAGCCCUUCUUCGUCAUGUGGGAUCGAAUUAUGGGGACCUAUAUGCCUUAUUCACUUGAGAAGAGAGCAGAAGGGGGAUUCGAAGCUCAGCCAAAAGUGUUGAAAGAAGAUUAGAUUGAGAAUCCGUUUCUGUUACAGAAAAAAACAUGUACCACCUGUAUUUUCCUUUUCCAAUUCAUCCAUCAUUCAUCAAAUUCUUGUGCUCUUACACCUA
This is a messenger RNA of Hibiscus syriacus, 895 nucleotides long. RefSeq names its product sphinganine C4-monooxygenase 1-like. The record is from RefSeq and is a predicted model, not a curated record. Lineage: Eukaryota; Viridiplantae; Streptophyta; Magnoliopsida; Malvales; Malvaceae. Gene Ontology annotation, molecular function: oxidoreductase activity; iron ion binding. The transcript has 2 exons. Bases 16 to 795 code for a protein of 259 amino acids. Gene Ontology annotation, biological process: lipid biosynthetic process.